CCCUUUCUCGUUUCUUCCAAAUCUCAUCUUAUACUUACUUUUUCUCUCUCCUCUUUUUCAUACCGCGAAAUCCAUUUUUUCCCCCAGUUGGUUAGUUGUCUUUUUUGUCUUCCUGAUUUGAAUCCUUGAUAUUGCAAAAACCCUAGUUCAUAAAUAUUUCCUCUUUUUUAAAAAAAAAAAAAUAAUCAAAUUAUGCGUUUAGUUUUCAGAUCUAUAUUUAAAUAACUGUAUUUUUUGCAAAUGUUUUGUGUUGAUCCGCAGAUCUCUCAAAGUAGUUUAUUUGGAUAUCCAGAUUUUGAAUUUUGAGUUUUGAGUUUUGAGCUGUGGAGGUAGGUUAAUUUCAUCUAAUAAUUCAAAUUGAAGGAGGUUUUCUUUGAAUUGGUUAGAAAUUUCAAGGUUUUGCUUAUAAGGACCUUUUAGUUUUCAUUUUUGGCGGUUAAGUACCUUUUAUUUCUUGUGAAGUUUCCAAUUCAGUGCUGUUCUUGGAGUUGUGACAAGUUCUUGUUAGUGUUGGAUUGGAUUGCUGUUGUGGUUAAUUUGAAAUUUCCAAUUUCUUAUAAAUUUUGCGGUAAUGAGUGAUGGAAUGAUGGAAAUAGAGAAGCCCGUAAAUGUUGAUUCAAAGUGUGACAAACAAUGGUUUGUAGAUGCCAGUACUGAACAGGAGGAGCCAUGUGUCGAGAAGCUUAAUUUUAAAACUUUAGAUGGUGUAGAAUUAGAUUGUUGUGCCACGAAUCAUGCCACUAAUUGUGCAACCGAAACUGUAGAUGGUGUAGGAGUAGAAUGUUGUGCCACGAAUCGUGCACCCGAAACUGUAGAUGGUAUAGGAGUAGAAGGUUGUGCCACGAAUCGUGCACCUGAAACUGAAGAUGAUGUAGAAUUAGAAGGUUGUGCCGCGUUUCGUGCACCUGGAACUUUAAACACGGAGGAAUCAGAGUUAGGUGAGAAGCAGGCAAACAAAUUGAAUAAUUGUGAUGUCCAGCCCUAUGUAAGGAUUGAUGUGAAGGAAGCUUCGAAUGAUGAGAUGCUUUCUGAAGUUUCAAAUCCAAAUUUGUCUCCAAGAGAGAACACGUCAAGUUUCCAGACUAUCAGUAAUCAAGGGAUGGAUUUAUUGAGUAAUAAUCAAGGUUGUUCUGGAGAGAUUACAUCUUUUUCAUCAGGGAAUUCAAGUGCGGAUGAGAGUGUCGGUGAAGAAGAGCAUAAUCAAAUUGAUGUAUCUGAGGCAGUUGCGAAAUCCUCUGUGGUACUUGAAAUUCCAAAGGAAUUUAGCACAACUGGUGUCAGGAAGAUUACAUUUAAGUUUAGCAAAAGAAAGGAGGAUUAUGGUAAUGCAUAUGCUUCAGCUGCUCUGCCUGUGACUGAUCGGGUUGAUGAUGGAUUUGGUGAAGCACAUGCAUGGUAUCCUUCUGAUGAUAUGACUCACCGUAUUUCAAGCACAAAUGGAGCAUUUUAUCAACAUGGAGAUCCUUUUUUAUGUCCUCCAAACAUGGAAUUAAAAAUGUCUAAGAAGGUCAUUUCUGAUGCUUACCCGACAAAUGUCAAGAAGCUUCUAUCGACGGGUAUUUUGGAAGGAGCAAGGGUGAACUACAUUUCAACUUCUGGGAAGAUGGAGCUUCCUGGAAUCAUAAAGGAUUACGGAUACUUGUGUGGUUGUUCAUUCUGCAAUUUCUCUAAAGUUCUCAGUGCUUACGAAUUUGAAGUGCAUGCUGGGGGCAAGACUAGACACCCAAACAAUCAUAUUUAUUUGGAGAAUGGAAAACCUAUUUACAGGAUAAUUCAAGAGUUGAAGACUGCACCACUUAGCAGACUAGAAGAAGUUGUAAGAGACGUGGCUGGUUCUUCUAUUAAUGAGCAAUAUUUUGAGGCUUGGAAAGCAAAACUCCUGCAGUGCUAUGAGGUGGCUAGUGCUGACCAAUAUUCUUAUGGAAAGGCUUCAGGAAUUUAUCACUCUAAGCUAAGUUCGGUGAUGGAAGAUGGCCUUAUUUCUGCUUCCUACUCCUAUAUUGACAACUUCCCUCCAAAUCCAUUUAGCUAUAUGGAGACAGCAGAGGCAUGGAAGCAUGUGGCUAAAAAGCCAAGGUGCAAUUUUUCCAGCUCAACAGUAGAGCCAAAAAGACCUGCUGAAGGUUGCACAAGAAAAAGGGAUAAUGACUUGCACCGAUCAUUAUUCAUGCCAAAUGGACUUCCAGAUGGAACUGAUUUGGCAUAUUAUUCUAAGGGGAAGAAAGUUCUGGGGGGCUACAAGCUGGGAAAUGGCAUAGUCUGCAGCUGCUGUGAUACUGAGAUAAGUCCGUCCCAGUUUGAGGCUCAUGCUGGAUGUGCAGCUAAACGUCAGCCUUACCGUCACAUCUACACUUCCAAUGGACUUACCCUACACGAUAUAGCAUUAAUGCUGGCAAAUGGUCAAAGUAUUGCCACCAAUAACAGUGAUGAUAUGUGUACAAUAUGCGGCGAUGGGGGAGAACUGAUUUGCUGUGAAGGGUGUCCUCGGGCUUUCCAUGCAGCUUGUUUAGGUGUACAGUGUACCCCAACCAGUGGUUGGCUCUGUUCAUAUUGUAGAGACAAUUUUGUACCUGGUAGGAAAACUGCAGGAGAUGCAGGACCAAUUAUGAUACGGUUGACAAGAGUGGUUAAAGCUCCGGAGUCUGAAGGUGGUGGGUGCGUUGUUUGCAGGACCCCGGACUUUAGCGUUGCCAAAUUUGACGAUCGGACAGUUAUGCUCUGUGACCAGUGUGAGAAAGAAUACCAUGUUGGGUGUCUGCGGGAAAGUGGGCUGUGUGAUCUGAAAGAACUCCCAAAAGAUAAAUGGUUUUGUUGCAAUGACUGCAAUAAAGUUUAUGCGGUACUUCAGAAUUGUGUUCUGAAGGGAGCUGAGGUCAUUCCAGCACCUGCAGCAACUGCAGUAACUAAG
Molecule: messenger RNA, 2908 nt
Organism: Nicotiana tabacum (common tobacco)
Lineage: Eukaryota; Viridiplantae; Streptophyta; Magnoliopsida; Solanales; Solanaceae
Source: RefSeq, a predicted model, not a curated record